GGCAGGCAGCGGGGCGGGCGCAGGAUGAGGGCGGCCAUUGCUGGGGCUCCGCCGCGGGGAGGAGGACGCUGAGGAGGCGCCGAGCAGCGCAACGCUGCGGGGGAGGCGCCCGCGCCGACGCGGGGCUCAUGGCCAGGACCACCAGCCAGCUGUAUGAUGCUGUUCCCAUUCAGUCCAGUGUGGUGCUAUGUUCCUGCCCGUCCCCAUCAAUGGUGAGGUCCCAGACUGAGUCCAGCGCGGCCCCUGGCAUUCCUAGUGGUGUUAGCAGGCAGGGACCCACCAUGGAUGGCACCACAGCGGAAGCCCGACCAAAUACCAACCCCUUGCAGCAGCACCCUGCCCAGCUGCCACCACAGCCUCGCAAGAAACGACCAGAAGACUUCAAGUUUGGGAAAAUUCUUGGCGAGGGCUCUUUUUCAACAGUUGUUCUGGCCCGAGAACUAGCUACUUCCAGAGAAUAUGCUAUUAAAAUUCUGGAGAAACGUCAUAUUAUAAAAGAGAACAAAGUCCCGUACGUAACUAGAGAGAGAGAUGUGAUGUCACGCCUGGAUCACCCAUUCUUUGUGAAACUUUACUUUACAUUUCAGGACGACGAAAAGUUGUAUUUUGGCCUUAGUUAUGCCAAAAAUGGAGAGUUACUUAAGUACAUCCGCAAAAUCGGUUCAUUUGAUGAGACCUGUACCCGGUUUUACACGGCGGAGAUCGUGUCUGCUUUGGAGUACUUGCACGGCAAGGGCAUCAUCCACAGAGACCUUAAACCAGAAAACAUUUUGUUAAAUGAAGACAUGCACAUCCAGAUCACAGAUUUUGGAACAGCAAAAGUGUUAUCUCCAGAGAGCAAACAAGCCAGGGCCAACUCAUUUGUAGGAACAGCACAGUAUGUUUCUCCAGAGCUGCUCACAGAGAAGUCGGCGUGUAAGAGUUCAGACCUUUGGGCUCUUGGAUGUAUAAUCUAUCAGCUUGUGGCAGGACUCCCACCGUUCAGAGCCGGAAAUGAAUAUCUUAUAUUUCAGAAGAUUAUUAAGUUGGAAUAUGAUUUCCCAGAGAAAUUCUUUCCUAAGGCAAGAGAUCUUGUGGAAAAACUCUUGGUUUUAGAUGCCACAAAGCGUUUAGGCUGUGAAGAGAUGGAAGGGUACGAGCCUCUCAAAGCUCAUCCAUUCUUUGAGUCCAUCACAUGGGAGAAUCUGCACCAGCAGACGCCUCCGAAGCUCACAGCUUACUUGCCGGCCAUGUCAGAGGAUGAUGAAGACUGCUAUGGCAACUACGACAAUCUCCUGAGUCAGUUUGGCUGCAUGCAGGUGUCAUCCUCCUCCUCUUCCCACUCCCUGUCUGCGGUGGAUACCAGCCUGCCCCAGAGGUCAGGCAGCAACAUAGAGCAGUACAUCCAUGAUUUGGACACUAACUCUUUUGAACUAGACUUACAGUUUUCAGAAGAUGAAAAAAGGUUGUUAUUGGAGAAGCAAGCCAGUGGAAACCCUUGGCACCAGUUUGUAGAAAAUAAUCUAAUAUUAAAAAUGGGCCCAGUGGAUAAGCGAAAGGGUUUAUUUGCAAGACGACGACAGUUAUUACUCACAGAAGGGCCACAUUUAUAUUACGUUGAUCCUGUCAACAAAGUCUUGAAAGGUGAAAUUCCAUGGUCACAAGAACUCCGACCAGAGGCCAAGAAUUUUAAAACUUUCUUUGUCCACACGCCUAACAGGACGUAUUACCUGAUGGAUCCAAGCGGGAAUGCUCACAAGUGGUGCAGAAAGAUUCAGGAAGUUUGGCGGCAGCGGUACCAGAGCCAUCCAGAUGCUGCUGUGCAGUGACGUGGCCUGCGGCCGGGCUGCCUAUCGCUGCCAGGACACCUGCCCCAGCGCGGCUCGGCCGCCACCCAGGACGCUUCCAGACCACCUGCCAGCCAUCUCAAGGAGAACAUGGAUGGCGGAAACCUUGCAGCUUUUUUAUUUAAAAGAAAAGAAAAAAAAGAACCCAGCCACACAAAGAACAAAACAAAUAACCAACAAACAGGAAUUCAGGGUCGCUUUGCUUGCUCUCUGUGCUUUGUGGUGGCUUCCAUGUGCUGCUGUGGCCAUGGAGACCCAGUUCCUUGCACGGUAGCCCAGCUUCUGCCCAGACAAGUGGCCAGAUUUGGCAUCACCAGCCCCUCCUAGCAUCCACAGGAACUGCAUGCCUACUUCUCCUCCUCCCCACCUGAUAAACACAGCUCUUGCUGUGACUGAGGGACUGGGUGUAUCUGGCUCUUCUUCACCAGGGAGCCUCUUCACUCCUCCACUGGGGUGAUCACCAGUUUACUGUAGGUACAGGGCUCUUAGCUUGUUGUGUACUCCCUUCCUUGAGUCCCUUAUAUGGCCCUAGAGAUGUGGUCAGGUGUGUUUCUGGCAGCAGGAUUUCUGUGGUUCCUGUCUUAACAGCAGGUAGGUUGUAUGGUGAGAAGUGUUCAGGCUGCUGUCGUCACAGGCUGCCCUCAUUGGGCUCUACUCCAGCAUUCCACUUCUAGCAGUUCAUGCAGGGAAUUAGACACCCAGCCAAGCAUGUGUCCAGGAGGGGUGCUGUCAUUCCAGCACCUAGAUAACCCCAACUAGGUCGCUAUCGGAUACAGAAUCCUAUCCUGAACCUGGGCAAGGCUGGAAGUACCAUGGAGAAUCCAGCCUGGGCCACAGCUCCCAUGUGGAGGAGUGGGGUAGCAGGCCUUCCUGGGGGUUUCUGCGUAGUUUUAAAUGUGUAGGCCACAUGCUCUAUGAGGCAGGGACUGAGAAAAAUCCCAGGGUGUGUGCCAGUCUCCUGCCCAGCCUCACAUGUACCUAUUGGUGCUGUGGGUAAACACUUCUCAGCUAGCUCAGUUUUUACAUCUCUGUUGAAAAUCUGAAAGCCUUCUCAUGUUGCCUGGUCACCUGAUAUCAUAGAGCAUAGACCUUGCCUGGAAAGAAUGUUACCAAUGCUCACAGGAAUAGCCCACUUAAACCUGAGCCUGCCUGUGCUGGUGUUCUUUGCCAGUAUUGGGACACUUCUCUGAUGCUGAGGUGACAAUGCUUUUUUUAUAAUACAGAUGGCCUGGGAUAUGUCAGCGCUCUUGCUGAAUGCUUCUGAGGGACUUGGUUGUACCUCUCUCUGACUAGGAUGUCCCUGAAGGGUGGCCCUUGGUCCCUAGUGGGAAAAAGUAGGCACCUGCCUUCAUAGACUUCUCACAGCAACACCUCUGACUCCCAUGUCCCGAAGGCAGCAACAAUUUUGCCAUUUCUUUUGACUUUCAUAAAUGCACUCUAAAAAUGCCCACACAGAAAUUAUCCCAGUUCUGUCCACAGUGACCACCUGUGGGCCAGGCCACCCGAACUAAGAGAAGAAAGAUUCUGUUCUCAGACUUUGAACAGUAAGAGUGGUUCUUUUCAACUGGGGUGGAGUGUAGAUGAAGAGCUCACCAUCAUGCCUUGGUAGGAGUGCUUGAUGGGAACACAGGUCUUCUUCAGACUUUACUCGAUUGUGUGAUAAGAGCUUCAAGUGACCAAGGAGCAGGUGUCAGGACCUCACUUGCCCCUAGGACCCAGGGAACAGAUAGCCCAGCACACUGUCAGCCUGUGAGUGAAAGUGGGCACUCUUUUUCCUGGUUUUUGAAGAACCCAUACUAGUUACACUUGGCUGUCUCCUCCUUAGAGUCCUGUUCUUGCUCAUGCCUUGUGGCUAUUUAGUCCUCAGAGUGUCCUAUACCCUGUGUUUGCAUGUAAAGAGUGGCUUCCUGGCUGUUGCGUGUAUGCAGACCCAGGGAAUGCAUCUCUGAGGGCACUUAACUACAGGGGACCACGUGGGGCUGAGGCGUGGCUUGAAUUAGAACACCCAGCUGGCUUAUGGGAGAGUCCUCUGUUGCUUCCUCCCCUGGAGAGCAACACUACCUCCUGGGCUUUUACCAAGCGCCAUCCUAACCUCCAAAAUCAGGGUGUAGCUGAGCUGGUAGUGGGUGGUCACCAUGACUGCCCUGUGCUCCAAUAGCUGAGCUCUUCCCAGGUCACCUUUAUCCUUACUGCCCCCUUUUCCUUGAUUUUUUUUUUCCCCUUAGAGAACCAUGCAUAUUCUUUUUUUACCCUGACUUAGAUCACUUUCAGUUUUUUCCAGUCAUCCUUAGAGCCGUCACCCAGUGUGCAGGUGCCUUACACUGUAGGACAGGAUGUGUGUGUGUGUGUGUGUGUGUGUGUGUGUGUGUGUGUGUGUGUGUAAAACAGUAAAUGGGGAAUCUAGCUAAGAAGAGAAAGAAGUGCCCCAUUAGUAGCUCCAGACGUCAUGUGUCCUAAGAAUGGCAAGGAUGAACAGAAAGUUGAAGACUGUCCUCUGGCUUCUCCUACCUAGGUGUAGUGGACUGUACCCCACAGCCCACUAGCCCUGUCUUUUCUUGGUGUCACAGAUGAAGCUGAACUUGAGUGGGUCAUUUCACCUGUUUUUCUGCACUCUGGCUGGGCAGUGGGCAUCCCCAUGUAGCUGAGUCUCCGCACUCCAGGGAGUGGCAUCAUGACUCAGCUAUCAUUUUAAGCUCUGACCUGGUAGAUGCAGUAAAAACCACUUUGAGAAAGAUGGCUUGUGUCAGACUGGUAGAAACUUCACCUGCUGCAGCCCUCUUUGGGCCACCCUAGUGUUUAUGAUCCAUGUUUGAAGUAACCUUGCAGAUAGUCAAGUGUGGCACAGACUCCCAGUGCCAGCAAAGGGGGCCAUAGGUGAUUGUGUGCUUUCAAGUAAUAUCUGUUUUCUGAAAGUAAAAGGCGAAAGAUUUAUACGAUCUGAAGAGAAACCAGAGUAUUGUUUUCUGAAAGUAAAAGAAAGGCAAUCAUUCAGAGACCACUGUGAGCAUUUUGAUGUAGAUCCUGCUCUUCCUUCCCCAACUUUUUGUUGUCCCAGUACUGGGAGUUGAAUCAGGGCACUCAGAAGUGCUAAGCAAGUGCUCUACCACUGAGCUACAUCCUUAGCCCUUGUUUGCUUUUUAAACCAAACUGGGAACAUACGACAUACAUCAUUUUGCAUCCAGCCUUUUCACUUGACUUUUUUUUCCUUAAACAUUUCUCCAUACCAUGAGCAGUUCUUCAAAAGCAUGUUUUCAAUAAUUGUGGACUCAAAUGGUUGUAAAUUUAUAAGUUAUCCAACUGUUUCCCUGUUGUAAAACAUUCAGAUGCUUUUGGUUUGUUUGUUUGUUUGUUUGUUGCUAUUUAAAUAAUGCUGUGGUGAAUAUACUUUUAAGUCUUUGAUUUUUACUCUGAUUUUUUUUCUCUCCCUCAUAUGCCUGCAAGUGGUAUUUUUGGGUCAAAGAAUUUGUUCAUUUCACAGCUGUUCCUCCUGCUUGGUCUGAUGUUUAGAUGCUCUGAGUAACAACCCCUUCUUCCUCAUAUCCUACAGAUUUUGAACACAUCAGUUCCUGCUAAGCUGUGUAUUCCCAAGAAAGUUUGACUAUGACUGCUCUUUUUUUUUUUUUUUAUAAAGAAAAAAAAUGCUAAAAUGUCAUUACUGCAGAUCCAUUUGUGACAGAUUUUUCCAAAAGCCAGUUUGCAAGAAUCUGGUCAUGCAUGUUACUUCUCUUCCAUCCUUGCUGCUAUGGCUUCCAAGUGCUUGGUGAUGUUUUCAGAAUCUUGUACUUUGUGUCCACAAUGGUACUGAAUCUGCUUCUGCACAGUCAGCAGAGAUAAAGUGUUGAACUGACCUUGCCACAUACUUAAUGGGUAAUUCAUAAUUAAGUUUAUAGACUCAGAAAGUGCAUUUGGGCCAUUUUGGGAUCAGUAGCAAAGCAGAGUAGCAAAGCUCUAAUUGAAAAAGAAACCAUGUAGAUGAUUGGGUUUUAUAAAAGUACAGUUGUGAUUGUCCUUGCUCCAUCCCUCCUGAAGUUAGCGGUUCAGGAUGGCACAGUGGCCAGACCUUUUCAUUGCAGAGGAUGGGUAUCCCAGCUGUGCUCACGUAAACCUUCCUGUGUGCUGCAGGUAAUUAAGGUCUUUGCAUAUAGCCCACUCACCCAAAUUGGAUUGUAUCUUUAACUUUGUUGGGUGAGGCCUGUUGGUUCCACUUGGAAACAUGCAGCAGAGAUUUUCUGGGCACCAUACUCAGUGUUACUCUACUCUAUCAGAGCCUAGGGCUUGAGAUGUGCAGAAAUCAGCUCCCUGCUUUCUGAUGCCUCAAGGCUUCUCCCUAUUGCUCCAUAGACCCAGAAUGCUCAUAGCUGAGACUUGGGAGACUGUAGCAACUGAGUGUGGUGAAGAUACCAUGUUCCAAGAGAUGCUGCCGUACACCUUUUCCAUCUUGUUUUAUUGCAAAGACCCAAUGUAAACUGACUCCAGUGGGUGUAGCACCUCUUAGGUAGAAUGUAGGACAAAGGCCCUGGCAGAUUAGACGGGGCUGGGACCACUCUUUGAACCCUGAAGAUAACUGGCUUCUGGCCUAAUAUAAUACUUAAAGGUUAGAAUCACAAUGUUUGUGGGGAAGUGGCCUAGGAAGGAAGCUGUUUAUGUCAAAGCACCUUUGCAGUGAUGAGCAAAUGAAUUGACCAAUGUGAAUACCUGAAAAUUCCCUGUAAUUCUCUACUUCUGUAUGAAGAAUUCAAACUGUACAGAAGAUUUUUUUUACAAAAGGCAAAUUUUCCCUUCCUCAUGUAGUCCACCCUAGUUUAAUCUUCUGGGUUAACGACUACAAGUGAGUCCUUGUGCAGGUGAUAAGCCUCCAUUAUGACCAUAGUUUGAUUGGACAUUGGCAAAUUCACCUGUUAAUGGUAUUUAGAGCUGCUGCAGCUGUUCCAUAGUCACAUACAGUAGGAUGAAUCAGUCUAUUGCUGUCGUUCAGGUUGGUGGCAGUCAGUUAGAACAUGUGUAAUAUUCUCUACCUGGUCUGUAGCUGUAACUGUGAUGUACAGGCAAAGCAAAAAUUAAAAAUACUUAUGAAAACAGAUAAUGCAAUGAUACUAGGAUAUACACUUUUGUAUUUUUAUUCUUAUAUAAGGUUAUUUGCUGGCUAUUGUCGGCCUCUAGUUCAGUCUGUUAUUUAAAUUCUAAUAUAUGAAUUAUUUGGAUUGAAUUCAUGUUUGGGGCCACGUUGUUGUAUGUAUUGAUGUACAGCCUUGAAUGUGAAUAAUUAUUGUAAACUAUAUUUUACAACUUUUUUCCUGGCUUUAUUAUAUAAAUUUUCUAUUUGGUCAUGGUUUAAUCAUAUAAUUUAAUGAAACAAUUUUUUCUCUUUUUUUCAAAUAUCUGUGCUUUAGAUGUAAUUACCAGAUGAUGGAUUUCCCUCGUAUGCUCGGUAGUCUUGUAAUAAAAGCAUGUAGAGUGUAUA
This is a messenger RNA of Peromyscus leucopus (white-footed mouse), 7287 nucleotides long. It is a transcript of the gene Pdpk1, whose product is annotated as 3-phosphoinositide dependent protein kinase 1. Lineage: Eukaryota; Metazoa; Chordata; Mammalia; Rodentia; Cricetidae. The record is from RefSeq and is a predicted model, not a curated record. The transcript is spliced from 14 exons. Gene Ontology annotation, molecular function: protein serine/threonine kinase activity; ATP binding. Gene Ontology annotation, biological process: peptidyl-serine phosphorylation; intracellular signal transduction. The coding region runs from base 129 to 1808 and encodes 559 amino acids.